Messenger RNA from Lytechinus variegatus (green sea urchin), 810 nucleotides. Its product is annotated as 30 kDa spicule matrix protein alpha-like. The record is from RefSeq and is a predicted model, not a curated record. The transcript has 2 exons. NCBI's taxonomy places the organism in Eukaryota, Metazoa, Echinodermata, Echinoidea, Temnopleuroida, Toxopneustidae. The coding region runs from base 88 to 795 and encodes 235 amino acids.
CCUGCAGAACAGACUCUCCUCGAGCUCCAAGCGAAUCGCCUUAAGGAUCAUUCAGUUGUCAAGAAGUCUUGCGCGUUGUCCUAGAAGAUGCGGGGUUUUGUAUGCGUAUUAGUGUGUGUAGCGGCACUGGCCGCCCUCAGCAGUGCCCAGUUACGCGGUGGAGGUGAGGGUCAAGGAGGACAUGGUCACGGAGGACCCGGUCACCACCACCCAGGUGGCGGUGGACCUGUCAUACCACCAGUAAGCCCAGACCCAAACAGGAAAGAACCAUGCGCCAAGUACUGGAUACAGGAAGGAGAUAGCUGUUACCUAUUCGACAGUGGUGCUUUCCUGAGGCAGAUUGCUGCUCCCGGUCCAAUUAUCGUCAAUAAUGAAAAUGGGCUAUUCCAGGGAGCAGCGAACACGUACUGCGGCCAGAUGUACCCGGGUGCGUCACUUGUUACAGUCAACAGCCUGGCAGAGAACAACUAUCUGUACGAGUGGGCUGUGAGGAUGAUGGUCGAACCGGUCCCUGUAUGGAUUGGUCUUCACGUAGGCCCAACUGGGCAGUGGCAGUGGUUUAGCGGAGAACCCGUCAACUACACCAACUGGGAAGGUAUGGUGGCACCGGUGCCAGAGCCAGGUCUUGGAGCCAUGAUCUUCGAUGCUGAUAUCCGCAACCAGAUGUUCAACAACCAAGUGGAGAUCACCCCGCAGUGGGUUCCAGAAGAAGCCAGGAACGACUGCCACGCAAUCAUCUGCGAGUACCACCCAUCAGGACUUACCGCACCUACACUCGAAAACAUGAAGUGCUAAUUGAGCUCUUAAAGA